This is a messenger RNA of Dicrocoelium dendriticum, 3936 nucleotides long. The record is from the annotation of a GenBank genome assembly. Lineage: Eukaryota; Metazoa; Platyhelminthes; Trematoda; Plagiorchiida; Dicrocoeliidae.
AUGCUUACUUUGGCUGUUCCAAGUUUCAUGGAACACAGUCCAGAAGUUUUGUUUAAGAUAUUCGAGAUCGAACUAGAAAAUAAGGGCAUAACGGCGGACCGUCCAAGGUACAAUCAGCUCGUCCCACGCCUUCCUCCGUCGGUAGUGACGUUGAUUGAGGACAUUCUACUCUGCACAUCGAAUGAGGCAAAGUAUGAAACGAUGAAGCAAGCGAUUUUGAAAGAGUUACGACCCAGCGCACGAACACGAUUUGAGCAGCUCAAUGGUCUCAAGCUUGGAGAUCGCAAGCCGUCGACAUUGCUCCGCGAACUUCAGCGCAUCGCUGGUCCCUUAUUCUUGAGCGAAGAAGGGAUAAAGGAGCUGUGGUUUGCACGUCUCCCAGAGCCAUUGCCGGUAAUGCUGUCCAUGUUUAUAGAUGCACCCUUGAAAGACUUAGCUACCAAGGCAGACGCUGCGUUCGAACGUUUUCCGCAGCAGACGACCAGUAACUCCGGUGACAUAUUCUCACCGAUGAAAACCGAAUCACAUGUUUGUUCCCAGUCGCUAGACCGAUCUGACUCUAAAGACGAGGAAAUUGCGCUACUUCGCAGCAGGAUAGCAGCAAUGAAGGCUUCGAAGCAGCGGGUGCCACGGUCAAAUGCUGACCACGUUUUGGCUACCGUUCAUUGCGGCUCGUCUGUGCCUGCACCGAGUACGUCACGUUCGGCACGAAAGCGCAACAUUUUCCUUACAAGUUCUCAGUCAGAUAAUGUCAAACCCGUCGAAGAAGUAUGUUGGUAUCACCGCCAAUACGGUGGAAGAGCUAGACGUUGUCGGGCUCCCUGCAUUAGGCACGACCCAGGGAAAACGAAUAGCCCGCAUACUAGCACUACAAACGUAUCAUUCAAUAACCAAGCAAACCGACUGUUUUACGUUAAGGAUCGACGUUCUUCCAUCACGUUCCUCAUCGACACAGGAGCGGAAGUCAGCGUCAUCCCAGCGACCGCUAGCGACAAGCACUCGAAGCCUACGUACAAUUUGCGUGCGGCCAACGGUUCUCCGAUAGCUUCAUUCGGUCAGCGCAUGAUGAACCUAGACCUCAAUCUUCGCCGAGAUUUUCAGUGGGUCUUCAUGGUUGCGUCUGUACCCUUCGCAAUUAUCGGUAUCGACUUCCUCCGACAUUUUGGGUUGCUUGUUGAUGCUGGUCGCCACAGACUUUUAGACGACCGUACGAAACUAGGUGUUGAUGGUGUCCUUUCAGAUGCCCCGAUAAUCAGCCCUGUAUUUCGGAUCGCAGACGCACCGUCCGACUACUUGAGCCUCCUCUCCGAAUACCCGCGACUGGUUCGACCGGCUGCAGAGCUUCCACCAGUCACGACAGAGGUCGCUCACCACAUAGUUACGCGCGGUCAACCAGUUAGCGCACGACCAAGACGGCUUGCUCCAGACAAACUACGGGCAGCACGAGCCGAAUUUGACCACAUGCUUCAACUUGGUAUCGUCAGACCGUCCAACAGCCCAUGGGCGUCGCCUCUGCACAUGGUCCCGAAGAAGGUUGUGGGGGACUGGCGUCCUUGCGGCGACUAUCGAUCCUUGAAUACGGUAACCACGCCUGAUCGCUAUCCGAUCCCACACAUAGUGGAUCUCACCGCCAGUCUGGCGGGUAAAAAUAUCUUCAGCAAAAUCGACUUGGUACGCGCAUACAACCAAAUUCCGGUAGCCGAGGCGGACAUCGCUAAAACUGCCGUGACGACUCCAUUUGGUUUGUUCGAGUUUCUGCGCAUGCCAUUUGGCCUAAAGAACGCCGCGCAAACUUUUCAGCGUUUCAUCGACCAAGUUUGUCGCGGUUUAGACUUCGCUUACGCGUAUCUUGACGACAUUUUAAUCGCAAGCUCUUCACGAGAAGAGCACAUACGCCACGCGUCGUGCCACUGCAGGAUAAAAUUCAAGCCAUUAUCGACUACCCCGAGCCUCAUUCUUUCAAACAGCUCAGGCGUUUUGAUGGCCUUGGUCAACUUUUACCGACGAUUUAUACCCAACUGCGCCUCGCUGAUGCAACCCCUCACGGACCUUCUCCGAGGGAAACUCAAGAAAUUCGAAUUUCCUGCCGCAGCACGCGCUGCUUUUAAGUCGCUGAAAGAGGCUAUCGCCAACAUAGCUUCUAUAGCGCACCACGAUCCGGCCGCCCCACUGUCCCUCAGUACUGACGCCUCGGACGUGGCAGUCGGCGCUGUUUUGCAGCAACGCGUAGCCGACACGUGGCAACCCUUAGCCUUUUUCUCCAAACGCCUACAACCUACCGAAUCUCGCUACAGCACGUUCGGUAGGGAACUACUAGCCGUAUAUCUAGCGAUACGUCACUUUCGACACGUCCUAGAAGGCCGCUCCUUUGUCGUCUUCACCGACCACAAACCCCUGACUUACGUGCUCGGCUCGACUACCGACCGAUACUCUCCUAGAGAGUCGCGCCACCUUGACUAUAUCGCUCAGUUUACGACCGAUAUACGGCAUGUCUCAGGUGUGCACAACGCCGUCGCCGAUGCACUUUCCCGCAUUCAAGCUAUUUCCGCUGACGCCGGCACUGCUAUCGACUUGGCAGCCAUGGCCACAGCACAACUCAACGAUCCUGAGGUUGAUCUACUACGCAGGUCUCCCUCAUUGGAUAUACGACCCGUUCCGCUGACAUCAUCAGACGGAACGAUACUCUGCGAUUUAUCUCUGGGCACGCCGCGCCCAGUCGUCCCACGUGAGUUUCGGCAGACCGUGUUCGACGCGUUGCACGGCUUGUCUCAUCCAGGCGUUCGUGCAUCGGUUAAACUCGUAACCGCACGAUUCGUUUGGCGCAAUGUUAAUCGGGACGUCCGUACUUGGGCAGCUGCUUGCCUUCCGUGUCAACGCGCGAAGGUGCACAAGCACACGAGAAGCCCAUUAGGCACGUUUCCGACGCCAGACGCACGUUUUCAUCACGUGCACGUCGACCUCGUAGGUCCUCUGCCGCCUUCCAAAGGCUCGGUAUAUCUACUGACCUGCAUCGAUCGAUUUACUAGAUGGCCUGAGGCCGUCCCCAUCCCAAAUUGCUCCUCGGAAACGGUAGCGAAAGCUUUUAUGGAGCGCUGGGUAGCUCAAUACGGCUGUCCCGCCAUCGUGACCACCGAUCGAGGGUCACAUUUCUCGUCGACAUUUGCCACGUUGCUUAAGGAUUUAGGCUGUCGCCACGUCCAGACGACGGCGUAUCAUCCGGCCGCUAACGGCAUGGUGGAGCGUUUUCACCGCCAGUUGAAGGCAGCGCUACGUGCGCACGCAGAUCCUUCAUGGUCUGAAACGCUUCCCCUCGUUCUUCUAGGCUUAAGAAACACGGUUAAAACCGAUUUCGACGCCACACCAGCGCAGCUAGUCUACGGUUGCACGCUGCGGUUGCCCGGACAACUGGUAGCACCAGCCCCAUGUACUUCCACUUUUGACUACGGAAGUUACACUGACCGAUUGGCUCAUCAGAUGCGUGAGCUACGUCCACCCGCUCCUCGAUCGCAGAAGACACCAGUGUACGUGCCCGAAAAGCUGUCUACGUGUUCACACGUCCUUCUUCGCGCAGACGGUGUUCGACAGCCUCUUCAGUCGCCGUACAUAGGACCCUUCAAGGUGCUGCAUCGUGCGAGUAAGGCGUACACUAUUGACCGCGGUGGUCGACACGAAGUCGUCACCAUCGACCGUCUAAAACCCGCCUUUAUGGAAGAAGCCACCUCGCCUACUUCGUCUAGUAGUGCUUCGUGCGACGUUACAACUCAUCGCACCAACUUACCUCAUCCUAGUCCAGUUCAACCAGACCACGAUCUCGGUCUACAAGCCGUCCCAACCUCUCCCGAAUCUAGCCCGCCGCCUCCCACGACCAAUCGCCGUGGUCGGGAGGUGCGUAAGCCCGUCCGUUUCUCCGACUAUGUACAGUGUAAAUAUUUUUAG